Messenger RNA from Magallana angulata, 2057 nucleotides. Its product is annotated as glutamate receptor U1-like. Gene Ontology annotation, cellular component: plasma membrane. Gene Ontology annotation, molecular function: glutamate-gated receptor activity. NCBI's taxonomy places the organism in Eukaryota, Metazoa, Mollusca, Bivalvia, Ostreida, Ostreidae. The transcript has 7 exons. Bases 90 to 1532 code for a protein of 480 amino acids. The record is from RefSeq and is a predicted model, not a curated record.
ACAUUUAAAGCUCUGUUUACGACCUUAGCCUUGUGCACUGACUAUACAGAUCUUCGUCAUAACUAGUGCGUGUACACAAGGAGUGAAGUAUGGGGAUAUACGCUGUGCCCUCGGUCUUCUUUCUUCUUCUCCAAGUUUCAUUGUCAUCAGGACAGACUGUUUACAAAGUUACCACGAUCCUGGAGGAACCGUUUGUUAUCCAGAAGCAGGGAGGAUCUGCCCAAUUUGACGGGUUUAUACCGGAUCUUCUGAAGAAAAUAGAGCCGGUGCUCAAUGUGACCUUUGACAUGAAACACGUAGCAGACUUUAAGUAUGGCUCAAAGCGUCAGGACGGCAACUGGACCGGAUUGAUCGGGGAACUUGUCAAAGGGACUGCAGACAUUGCUGCUGCCUCUCUCACCGUGACAGCUGAGCGAGCGAAAGCUAUAGAUCUGUCUCAUCCAUUUAUGGAAUCAGGACUUUCCAUCGUCCUUAAGCGACCAAAUACGAGGGGGUGGCAUGCACUGAAGGGAUUCGUCACCUUCUUGGAGCCCUUUGCUCCUGGGGUCUGGAUCACACUGUUGGUUGCGUGUUUAAUUGUUCCCGUUCUCUAUGGUGUCGUUAUACAUUUUGACCCUAUGGAAGACGAGGCUGACCCAAGUAUGCUGAGAAACAUUGCUCGCGCAGUACCUGUUAUUUUCUACAGAUUCUGUUUACAAGGAAGCCUCGCACCUGCAAACACCACUUCCCGAGCCUCAAGAGUUCUGAUUGCAUUCUGGUCUCUGUUUUUGGUCAUUCUCUACGUCACGUGGGCAACGUCAUACGCUGUUUACAUGUUGAGAGGGGAACGUCAAACCCCAAGCAAUCCCAUACAUUCGUUUGAGGGCCUUGCGUCACAAAGCGGCAUCAAGUUUGGAACUGUGAACGGUGGCGCUACGUACAGAUACUUCACACAAGCAAAGGACGAAGUGGACAAGAAAAUAGGCAAGCAUCUGAAAGAUAACCCCGAUCAGAUGACGAGUAGUUCAGAGGAUGGCAUUAAAAGAGUUCGGGACAGCGGUGGUGGAUACGCCUUUAUCAUGGAGGAAAUACCUGCAAGGCUCACCGUAGGGAAGCUACCGUGUGAUCUUAUGCUGGUUCACCACUCAUCUAUACGGAAAACCUAUUCCUUCGGGUGCACUGCAAACACUACUAUAUGCCGAAACUUAGACGUUGCCAUCAUACAGCUAAAGACCGAUGGAGAAAUCCAGGAACUGAUCGAUAAAUGGCUGAAGCCAACCGGUGACUGUGAUACCGAUUUCUAUGACGACUAUUUGGCGUACAUGAGGUCUUUCAACAUGGAGAAGGACGCAUCCGGGUUCUUGUUUCAGAGCGAUGCCUUGACGAUGGAGAAGGUCGGCAGCAUGUUUAUACUACUGGCUGUCGGGAUUGCUGUGUCCAUUGCGCUGCUGGUCUUUGAUGUCUGUACGGAGAGGAGAGUUCAGAAAACGGUAAACAGGAGAGGGGGAACGGACAAACAGCCAUUUGAAGCAAUAACUGACGACAUGCAGUAAACCUGGUGGGAAUGACGUCAUAAAAAGGACACAUGCAUGUUUUAUACCUUGAUUCCAUUAAAAAAUAUGACCAAGAAUAGAUAUUAGGUUUAAGCACAUACCGUUAAAUCAUUAAAUUUGAUUGGGACCAUGCAGUUAAUGUGGAUUGUCAAUAUUUUCACAGGUUCAUAAGAACUUAAUUUUGUUGACUUGCUAGGAUAAUUAAUACAUGAUUAAUAUGCUGCAUGUUUCAUAAUUCGUUUGAUGGGGAGUUAUGUUCGUGUAUAAAAUGAUAAAUAUCAACGAAAUCCACAAAAAUUAUGAGACCACGAAUUCUAAUGCCUUUUAGUAUUUAACAAUAUUGAACUUGGUUAGUUCUAAUAUGUAUAUGUAUGGUCGAAAUUGAUAAAGGAUUUUGUCAUCGAGAGCGCGCAUUUGAACUGUAUGAUUAGCUGAGGUACAUCAUGAAUAUGAAUGUAAGCUUGAAAACGUAUUUUUUGGUAACGUCUUCGUAAAUUGCAACUGGUUUACAUAUAUAUAUAUAUA